Molecule: messenger RNA, 336 nt
Organism: Saccharomycopsis crataegensis
Lineage: Eukaryota; Fungi; Ascomycota; Saccharomycetes; Ascoideales; Saccharomycopsidaceae
Exons: 2
Coding region: 1-336 (111 amino acids)
Source: RefSeq, a predicted model, not a curated record
AUGAUGAUUCUGCAGAAGAAGAGCUCCAGUAAUGAGGAACCAGUUAUGGAUGGACCACCAGCUAUAGGGUUCCGACAACGGGAGAAGGAACAUGAGCCGAAAACCGAAACAAAUCCACACCACUGUAUAAGAAAAAUAAAUCUUGUGAGGCUAAGGUUGAAGCUUAAAGAAAAUAACAAAAAUCGUACGGAAGUAAGCAGACAGUUAGAACAGAUCAGCGGGUUACCAUCAGUGAUCAAUGAAGUGAGAAAUCGAAAUGAAAAUAUUCAAACAGCCCAACUGAAUUCCCUCGAUGUGAAUUUGAAUUUCAAUGAGGAAUUUUCAGGGGUUAUUUGA